Molecule: messenger RNA, 1638 nt
Organism: Rubroshorea leprosula
Lineage: Eukaryota; Viridiplantae; Streptophyta; Magnoliopsida; Malvales; Dipterocarpaceae
Source: the annotation of a GenBank genome assembly
AGUCCGGCCGAGUCUAUGGACUCCAUGACUGGCCCGCCAACUCGCUUUCGCUAGCUCAUAGAGUCACCGGGAAUCUCUGCACCUAGAGAGAGCACGAGCAUGAGGAAAUGUAAAAGGGAAACAAUCAUGGAGAAGAAGAUGAGACAGAUGUCAUGUGAGUGGAGGAGAAGGAAUUGGUCGGGCGAGUUCAUGGAGUCACCGACAAUCGUGGGAACUGUAGAGAGUACGAGGAAGAGUAGAGUGAAAGUAUUCAUGGAGAGGAGGAAGAUUGAGGAUAGAACGAAGAGAAUAGAAGGGAAAAUGUUCGAUCAUUUGUCUAAAAGAAAUUUGUGUGUUAAGUGCUUAAAUACCUCCUGAGCUUUGUGGCAGAGUUCUUGAUUCUGAAACAAGUCCUGUGAUUUGUAGUUUUGUACUGAAGAUGGGAGCUAUGAUGAGGCAGUUUAGAGCGGCUUUGUAUCUUGUAUGCUCAAUAGAUUUAUGGAGAAUGGCCGUGCUUUGGACCGUUUCGCUCUUUACCUCUUACUUGCAGUUAUACACCCAAAGGCUCUUUUCUUCAAAAUCUGACUCCUAUCCUCACUGCAAUUCUCCAGUGACUGCAUCUAUGAGACCUGUUUGAGUUGUCACUGGCGCUACAUCAGGUUUAGAAGCUGCAGCAGCUCAUGCUCUUUCAAGGGAAGGUUUCUUCGUUGUUCUCGGUAAUCUGACCAAACUUAUUUCACCUUCAUUUUCGCUUUUCUUCAGUGAAUUUAAUGAUAUUGGUUUCCAUUCAUUUUUCUGGUUAUAUGGUUGCUUGCUUAGAACACUAGCUUCCCUGUGGGUUUUGAAAGCCAAAAUGAUUUUGUAUGGAGAAUAUUUCUGCCACAUGGUUGACAUCCAUUAUUUUGUUUAGUCAUUGUAUGAAGACAAAAGGUUAACUCCCGUUUUGAAUUGCCUUUUAAUAUUGAGCCAUUCUAAGAUGAUUUAUGAAAAUUCUAAUCUUAGGUAUGACAAAGAUGUACUGAAAGGACCUUUUGGGGGUUGUAUACACAUUAAACUCUCCUGUCAUUGAACUUGAUUGGUUGUGUUUUUAGUGGAUUGACAUGAAUCACAUGGUAACUGGGUGCCUGACUGCCUGGUUUCACUAAUAGCUAUAUGUUUCUGCAGUUGUGCACUCAUCCCAUUUGUUAUCAAAGAUUAUGACAGAGAUAAAGACCUAGAAUGAAGACUUCCAUCUCAAAGCUUUUCAGGUUGACCUGUCAUCGGUCCAAUCAAUCUUGGAGUUUAAAGGCUCAUUUCAAAAAUGGCUUGUGGACUCAGAAAUGCAUUCAUCAAUCCAGCUUUUGAUAAAUAAUGCUGGGAUAGUAGCAAGAUCAUCCAGGCUCACACCUGAAGGCCAUGAUGAGUUCUUGUGCUAUGCUCAAUCAAAAGAGGAUGAUGGCUAUAAAUUACAUUGGUCCAUUCUAUCUGACCAAAAUUCUACCUCCUCUUCUCAAGAACAGCCCUGUUCCUUCCAGGAUAGUGAAUGUCACAUCCUUCACAUAUCAAAAUGGUAAGAGUAUUUUUUUUUGAAAAAAAUGGUAAGAGUCCUACUUUCACAAAUGAAUCAUAGUCUACUGAGAAGCUUAUAUUUAUAUAUAGUAAUCAAUUAUCACUUCUAUU